GCACUUUUUGGGAGUGAGGGAGGCUCCGGUGGGCAGGGUGCAUGGCUGGUGGCUGGCACUCCAGCGCCCACCCCCUCCGACUGUGCCCAGGCGAGGCUCAGCCUAUUGGAGGGAUGGGCCUGUGGUUUUCUCUGCCUUGAGGGAGGGUGCCCACGGGUAGUAGAGCUGGUGGGCAGAGGGUGGAGGUUGGAGGUAGGUAGUUUGUUUUCCCUUUCUUUGGUGGUUUCAGUUCUCUACCCCUGGGUCCAGGUAGCUGGGGCCCAGGUGUCUCCCCAGGGUUCAUGGCUCCAGAGGGAGCUUCUGAGGCAGGGCCUGUGCUCUUUGGCUCAGCCCCCAUCAUCCCUGCCCUCUCCCAUCCCUGUUCCCUGGCCAGCCUGGCCCUCGGCCCAUUUCUAUGACCUUUACCCCCUCCCAUGGCUCGAGGUCCUCCCUGGGGAGCUGAGUAACUCUGCACCAGAGUUUGCAGGCUGAGCAGGGUUAGGGAUAGUGAGGCUCUCAUGGGGUGAGGGAGGCCUUCCAGUCUCUCACUGGGGUGUGGCUUUGGAGGGCAGGGGGUUUUGAAGUUUGGUCCCAUGUCUAACUCCUCACAGGCAGAGUUGAAGCAUUAAGGUGGGCAUAGUCAUCUCUCCUCUGGGGGCAGGGGUGGGAUGCAGAAGGUCCAGACUGGACCGACUGAAUCCACCCCCUAUGCCCCAAAAGCUGAGUCAGAAUGCCUGGGGUCUAGAGUGAAUGGCUUUCUGGGCCUCAGCUUCCUGGGCCUCACCUCAGGGAGGCCGGCCCCUGUGUGGACGUAAACCCUCCUGAGUAUUUGUCAGAGGGUGCACCUCAGUGUGUGUUGGGUGCUGGGCCCCCAGGGAGGCAGGUACAAAGGCCAGCCUGGCUGUGUGAGGGCCAGGGAAUGUGCAGUUUGGGAAACUGUGGGGCUGUGGUUGUGUGUUUGUGGGGGGCUGUGUCCUGGGGCCGUGCACACAAGCCCUGAACCAUAUUCAUUGUGUGGUGAAGCCCAGGUGUGGAGAGAUGGUAUCUCCAGGUUCCCUCUCUUCACGUGCGUGCCCGCACACACACAGGCUGGGGCGUGCAAGCAUGCUCUUGCCCACCCGGAUGCUUUCCAUAGACCUGCAUGCAUGAGUUUCUGCAGGACAGAGAGAGAGAGAGAGAGAGAGAGAGAGAGAGAGAGAGAGGGAGAGAGAGAGUGUGUGUGUGUGUGUGUGUGUGUGUGUGUGUCUGACUGUCAACGCUGAUGAGGCUCGGCCAACCCCUCCUUCCCUUGCCUGGCUCCUUCAGCUCAAGAGUUCCCGUUGUGUGGGGCCCCACAGGGGCGUGGGGGGCUGGGGUGGCAGCUGGCCCAAUGGGUGGGGCCCCUGUUCCUCUGACGUCAGCCUUCUCAGCCUGGGAGGGAAUCAACAGGGGCCUGGGGAGAGAAGGGGGUACUUCAUUCAGGAGUAAGGAGAGAGGCCUUAUGGUUGUCAUAAUUAGUACCAGUAAAAAUCAUGGUCAUUAACAAUGUCCAGAUUCCACUCCUGGGGGAGCUGCUCCCUCCCUAGCAAGUACCUGUCCCCUCUCCCCCUCCCUCAGCCUGGCCCAGCUGGGCCCAAAAGUCCUGGCCUUGUCCACUGUGGCCUUGGCAGGAACUCCUCUAUCCCAGGCAUGGUCCUCUGCCAAACGCUGGCCAUGUGCAUGUCCCUUGGAUUCUAGGUCUGAGCCUGGAGCCUGGAGCUUAGAACCUGGUGUGGCCUAGGCUUGGUGGGGGAGGUGGGGGGAGGAACAGGGGUUGGAAAUGCAGGCAGUCCUUAGUUUGGGUCUUUGUGACCUUGUUUCUUUCCUUUUUCCUUUUUUCUCUUUCUCUCUUUCCUUUUCUCUUCCCUUCUUCUUUGUGUAAUAUUUAUUUUUUAUUUUUAAUUAAACCCUACCCCCAAUGCGGGGCUCAAACUCAUGACCCUGACAUUGAGAGUCACACGCUCUACUGACUGAACCGGUCAGGGGCCCCUCCUUUCUUCUUUUUAACAGGUUUAUUGAGAUGUAAUUCAUAUACCGUAAAAUUCACCCAUUAAAGUGUAUAACACAGUGGUUUUUGUAUACUCACAGAGUUGUGUGAAUGUCCCCACCAUCAAUUUUUGAAAAUUUUCAUCACUCUAAAAAGACCCCGUUAACUGUCAGCAGUCACCUCCCAUUUCCUUCAAACCCACCCCCCAGCCCCUGGUGACUGCAGUCUGCUUUCUGUUUUUAUAGAUUUGUCUAUUCUGGGCAUUUCAUAGAAAUGGAAUCAUCAUAUGUAGCCUUUUAGAACUAGCAUGACUGUUUUCAUGUAGUAGUAGUAUAUAUCAGUACUUCAUUCCUUUUUCUGGCAGAAUUAAGUUUGAAUGUGGAUGGACACUCUGUCCAUUCAUCAGCUGAUAGACAUUUGGGUCGGUUCUACUUUUAGGCCAUUGUGAGUAAUACUGGUCUGAACAUCCGAGCACAAGUUUUUGUGUGAACUUAUGUUUUCAUAUCUCUUGGAGAGAUACCUAGGAGUGGACUUGCUGGAUCAUAAGUGCCACAGAACAUGGCCCCCCGAGCCGCCUAGCCAGGGCCCAUCUGGGAGAGGCAUCCUCUUCGGUGUCCUGAAGGCCAGCUCUGGACCUUCCCAGAAAAGUGCCAGCUCACAGAACUGCUUGACCGAAGGACCAGCUCUUGGGACCUCCCCCAACCCACACGGCCCCCCGCUAGAGUGGGGGAUCCAGGAGGCUGAGAUUAGCCUGUUGGCCUUGGACAGAAGCUCCAGGACAGAAGGGGGGGGUGGGCUGACCACCCAGACCCCCUCUGGGCCCAGGCCCCAUGCCCCGAGGAGGGGCAGCCUGAAGCCCGUCAGAGCCUCCUGCCAGACUGUCUGCCUACCCUUCUGACUGUGGCUGCUUGGCAUGGCCAGCAACAGCAGCUCCUGCCCAACACCUGGGGGAGGGCACCUCAAUGGGUACCCGGUGCCCCCCUACGCCUUCUUCUUCCCGCCAAUGCUGGGUGGACUUUCUCCGCCAGGCGCCCUGACCACUCUCCAACACCAGCUUCCAGUCAGCGGCUAUAGCACACCAUCCCCAGCCACCAUUGAGACCCAGAGCAGCAGUUCCGAAGAGAUAGUGCCCAGUCCUCCCUCGCCACCCCCCCUCCCCCGCAUCUACAAGCCUUGCUUUGUCUGUCAAGACAAAUCCUCAGGCUACCACUAUGGGGUCAGCGCCUGUGAGGGCUGCAAGGGCUUCUUCCGACGCAGCAUCCAGAAGAACAUGGUGUACACGUGUCACCGGGACAAGAACUGCAUCAUCAACAAGGUGACCCGGAACCGCUGCCAGUACUGCCGGCUGCAGAAGUGCUUUGAAGUGGGCAUGUCCAAGGAGUCUGUGAGGAACGACAGAAACAAGAAGAAGAAGGAGGCACCCAAGCCUGAGUGCUCAGAGAGCUACACGCUGACGCCCGAGGUUGGGGAGCUCAUCGAGAAGGUGCGCAAAGCGCACCAGGAGACCUUCCCCGCCCUCUGCCAGCUGGGCAAAUACACUACGAACAACAGCUCAGAGCAACGUGUCUCUCUGGACAUUGACCUCUGGGACAAGUUCAGUGAACUCUCCACCAAGUGCAUCAUUAAGACUGUGGAGUUCGCCAAGCAACUGCCCGGCUUUACCACCCUCACCAUUGCCGACCAGAUCACCCUCCUCAAGGCUGCCUGCCUGGACAUCCUGAUCCUGCGGAUCUGCACGCGGUACACGCCCGAGCAGGACACAAUGACCUUCUCAGAUGGGCUGACCCUGAACCGGACCCAGAUGCACAAUGCCGGCUUCGGCCCCCUCACGGAUCUGGUCUUCGCAUUUGCCAACCAGCUGCUGCCCCUGGAGAUGGAUGAUGCUGAGACUGGUCUUCUCAGUGCCAUCUGUCUUAUCUGUGGAGACCGGCAGGACCUGGAGCAGCCAGACAGGGUGGACAUGCUUCAGGAGCCGCUGCUGGAGGCGCUGAAGGUCUAUGUGCGGAAACGGAGGCCCAGCCGCCCCCACAUGUUCCCCAAGAUGCUGAUGAAGAUCACGGACCUGCGAAGCAUCAGUGCUAAGGGGGCUGAGCGGGUGAUCACGCUGAAGAUGGAGAUCCCGGGCUCCAUGCCACCUCUCAUCCAGGAAAUGCUAGAGAACUCCGAGGGCCUGGACACUCUGAGCGGACAGCCAGGGGGCGGGGGGCGGGAUGGGGGCGGCCUGGCCCCCGCCCCCGGCAGCUGUAGCCCCAGCCUCAGCCCCAGCUCAAACAGAAGCAGCCCGGCCGCCCACUCCCCGUGACCGCCCGUGCCCCGUGGACACAGCCCUCACCCCACGCCCUGGCUUUUCUCUGCCUUUCUACCAACCAUGCGACCCCCACCAGCCCUGCCCCCCACCUGUCCUCCCUUUCCUGGGGGACAGGAGGGAGGAGGCGACGACUCUUCAGAUGGAGGCCCAGGUGCAGAUGGACUGCCUGCUCCUGCAGCCUGGGCUGAUGUCAGGGGCAAGGUCAUGAACUGAGUGAGGACCCCUGGUCCUGGGCCUCAGGAUGGAGCCUGGGGGCCUGGUGUUCAUCAAGACAGCCCUCUGCCCCCCUUGCCACAUCUUCAUCACCAGCAAACGCCAGGACCUGGCUCCCCCAUACUCAGAACCCACAAGCCAUUGCCCCCCGGUCGGGAACCCCCCCCUGCCUAGGUUGGUGACAGAGGGGGUGGGCCAGGGAUGGGGGGUUCCCCCUGUACAUACCCUGCCAUACCAACCCCCAGGUAUUAAUUCUCGCUGGUUUUGUUUUUAUUUUAAUUUUUUUUUGGUUUUGAUUUUUUUAAUAAGAAUUUUCAUUUUAAGCACA
Messenger RNA from Panthera uncia (snow leopard), 4833 nucleotides. It is a transcript of the gene RARA, whose product is annotated as retinoic acid receptor alpha. Lineage: Eukaryota; Metazoa; Chordata; Mammalia; Carnivora; Felidae. Gene Ontology annotation, cellular component: nucleus; transcription regulator complex. The coding region runs from base 2898 to 4286 and encodes 462 amino acids. The transcript has 9 exons. The record is from RefSeq and is a predicted model, not a curated record. Gene Ontology annotation, molecular function: nuclear receptor activity; nuclear glucocorticoid receptor binding; zinc ion binding. Gene Ontology annotation, biological process: retinoic acid receptor signaling pathway; regulation of transcription by RNA polymerase II; cellular response to corticotropin-releasing hormone stimulus.